Messenger RNA from Pristis pectinata (smalltooth sawfish), 1969 nucleotides. Its product is annotated as E3 ubiquitin-protein ligase RNF34-like. Gene Ontology annotation, cellular component: cytoplasm; plasma membrane. Gene Ontology annotation, molecular function: ubiquitin protein ligase activity. The transcript has 8 exons. Lineage: Eukaryota; Metazoa; Chordata; Chondrichthyes; Rhinopristiformes; Pristidae. The record is from RefSeq and is a predicted model, not a curated record. The coding region runs from base 250 to 1344 and encodes 364 amino acids. Gene Ontology annotation, biological process: negative regulation of extrinsic apoptotic signaling pathway via death domain receptors; proteasome-mediated ubiquitin-dependent protein catabolic process; protein K48-linked ubiquitination.
UCCCCCCCGUGCCUGGCUCCGAGCGAGCGCUGCAGCAGGAGCUGGUGUCAGUUUAACGGACACCGAGCUCGAGCUCCCUGAAAGCUGCCGGUAGUGGCGGCGGGACCGACAUGUUGCUGUAGCUUCUGGACCGGGGAGGCACAAGAACUGUCAUGAAGAACGUAUAAUCCUUGAAGGAGGAUCAUGUAGGCCGGUGGAGAAUCCCAGCAAGACUGGACAAUAUUGUUGGACAUUGUGGAAUCGAAUGGCAUGGCUGGGGCCACGUCGAUGUGGGCUUCAUGUUGUGGUUUACUAAAUGAAGUGAUGGGUACUGGAACUGUGCGCGGCCAGCAGCCUGCAUUCGGUGGAGGUGCAGGGCCAUUCAGAUUUGCCCACAGCACAGGGUAUUCCUCAUAUCCCUCCCCAUCACCUGAAGUUCCAAAUUUAGUUUGUAAAGAUUGUGGUCAGGCAUUUACUCGUUCUAGGAAGAAGUAUAUAUGUAAGGAUUGCAAGAGGAAUUUCUGUAUAUUCUGUUCAGUGAUGAAUGAAAAUAUACGAAGAUGCUGCACGUGUGAAUUGCUACAACAAACUUCUUUCCAGCGUGAUGAGCUUAUGAAAUUAAAGGUGAAAGAUCUACGUCAGUACCUUAAUUUGAGAAACAUACCAAUAGACACUUGUUGUGAGAAGGAGGAUUUGGUACAGCUUGUAUUGAGCCACCAUGGAUCAGGUGCUGAUGAUGUAGAUGCCGAGAGUGUACGUUCGCAGAGAUCACAGGGUUCACAAUUUUAUACUACCACUUCGGCUUCUGCAGCGCCACCUUCUCAGGGGAUUUCGUCCAAUCAAAGACCAAGCUCAGGAACAUCAAACAUGCAACAGGGGAGAGAAGAUGCAUCAUUUCCAAUGGAUAUAAGAUCUGAAUCAGAACAAAAUCAGGCAAAUGGAACAAGUGAUGACAAUCAACCUAAAAAUACACGAGUCUCACUAUCAGACCUAUCCAGUACUGAUGACGUUGAAGCAUUGACUGUUCGUCAACUUAAGGAAAUACUGGCUCGCAACUUUGUCAGUUAUUCGGGUUGUUGUGAAAAAUGGGAACUGGUGGAAAGAGUGAUCAGGUUAUACAAAGAAAUGGAAGAAAAUCGCAAAUUUUUGGAAAAUGGAAAUAAUCAAGCUGAAGCUACUGUUGAAGAAAAGAUGCAGCUAGGGAGUGAUGAGAAUCUCUGCAGGAUCUGUAUGGAUGCAGUGAUCGAUUGUGUUCUGCUGGAGUGUGGUCACAUGGUCACUUGCACUAAAUGUGGAAAACGCAUGAAUGAAUGCCCUAUUUGUCGACAGUAUGUUGUGCGGGCAGUGCACGUCUUUAAGUCUUAAAUUCGGUGGUGUUUGGUAGAAGAUUGAAAUUAAAGCUUUCUUGUUAAGAUACAUGAAAUUCAAUAGGAAAAUUAUUCUGACUGUAUUAAUGACACUAGUUUGUGGCUAUUUUGGAUGGUGUAGAAGAACAGAAUUUCUUUUAAUUUACUAACAGUUAUCAUUGCUUAUUACUGAAGCCUUAAAUUAGUGUAAAAUACAACAUAUGUUAAGAUGCAAAAAAUGCAAAUGACUUGACUUAAUUAAGCCUAUUAAGGUUAAUCAAAGAUGGGAUCCAGACUAAAUGAAGGAUAUGCUGGGGGGGGGGGACAAAGCAUAAAGUCUAUUUUAAACUUUUCCUAUCACUUUUAUAAGUCUCGUAAAACUUUAACCAUUUAAUGGAUUAUCAUAAUAUGGUGUGGUGUACUGAUAAGCUAUUAACUAAUUGACUGUGUGCUGGAUAUGAAUUGAGCAUUUAGUAGUGCCCAACCUGCCUACAGGAAAGUCUGGACAGAAAGGAAAUUGAGCAAUCUUGUGUCAUUGACUGCCAACUGCCUUGUUAUAGUUUUUUCAUUUUUUCUUUGUAUAUUUUGUAUGUUUUUGAAAUUCACAUAUGCAAUUUGACUAAUAAAGAAUUUAAUUUAAUGGA